UAUAACAAUUAGGCUAUCCAACUCAUAGAAGCCUACCAAAAUGUUAUUAUCAGUAGACGUGAAAUCUUAUUGCAGUCUUCAAAUCUGGGUACUGUCUUAUGUUUUAAAAUCACUUACAGAGGAAGUUUGUUCCCAUCAGGCUAACAUGACAGUCACGAUCAUGCUGCUGUACGCUUUUCUUUUUCAUUUGUUUUCAUUCGCGAUCUUUACAACACAUUACAUUACAUAUUUCAUGGCACACUCGUUUUAUGCGUUUUUGGCGCCACCUAUUGUUGUGGGUGUAUUAUUGACAUGUCAAAGUCUAGACCCUGAAUAUAAGACGAGCGCGUUUUUCAGAUGUAUUUCCAAGGAAAAAACAUCGUCUUAUAUUCGGGUCAAUACGGUAGUAAGUUAAGUUUUCUCACUUUUAUUGUAGAGACAUGGGAGAUCUUUGUUUGUUGUAAAAAUAAUGGUUUAAAAAAAAACAAAGGCCCCUCCCACAUCACAUGUCUAGCCACUAGCAAGCCAGAAAGUGAACUGCUUGCUAUCUCUCUGAUAAUAAAUUGCGAAAGCAAUCCAUUUAUAUAUGUGCACACAGUGAGACAAAUGGACACACUGAGGUAAAGGUUUGUAAUGUUAGGAAAAUACUUUUUGGCUAGAAAGAUGCACUUAGGAGUAACUUUAUGUCUAGUGAUCAGUAUAGUCUGUUCUGCAGCUCUGGAGCAGGGUAGGAGCAGUUGGACUGGGAAGCUUUUAGUGGUGCCCAUGGAUGGAAGUCACUGGACAGGGGUGAAGGCUGUGGCAGAAGAGAUGGGACGUAGAGGACACACCGUGAUUGUGGUGAUUCCAGAGAUCAGCAUGCGCUUGGGUCCAGGCAAACAUUACAUCACAAAGACGUUUCCGGUCAGUUACGAGCUGGAUUUGUUCAACAAGGUAUUGACCGAGCAUGUUCAUGUAUUGACAGCCCCAGGGGGUUCCCUUUUGAAGAGUGUGACUUCAACAGUGGCCAAUUUGAUAAAGAUGUUUAACCUGAUGGCCUCUACAAGUGAAAGUUUGUUCAAGAACCAGGAGCUUAUAGAGUUUCUGAGAGAGCAGAACUUUGAUGCUGUUUUAACUGAUCCUGCCCUACCAAUGGGAGCCAUACUGGCGUAUAAUCUAUCCGUACCUGCGGUGUACAUGUUGAGGGGAAUGCCGUGUGGCCUUGAUGCUGCGGCCACAGCCUGUCCAGACCCUCCUUCAUAUGUCCCACGUUUCUUUACACAAAACUCAGACCGCAUGUCUUUUGGUGAGCGUGUGGUGAACAUGCUUGUGAGCAUGCUGGAACCAUUAGUAUGCGAGGUUAUGUACUGGUCCUUUGAGGAAGUGACGUUCAACUUCCUUCAGAGAGAUGUGAGCCUGAUUGAGAUCCUGAGCACUGGAGCUGUCUGGUUGAUGCGGUAUGAUUUCAGUCUGGAGUUCCCCAAACCACUGAUGCCCAACAUGCAGCUCAUAGGAGGAAUUAACUGUGGAAUUAGGAACCCACUGAAAAAGGAGGUGGAGGAAUUUGUCAAGGGCUCUGGAGAGCAUGGUAUUGUGGUGUUCACUCUGGGUUCUUUGGUCUCCUCCAUGCCAAAAGAGAAAGCUGCCAUCUUCUUCAAGGCUUUCAGUAUGAUUCCACAGAGGGUUCUUUGGCGGUAUACAGGUGAGAUUCCUGAUAAUGUCCCAGAAAAUGUCAAACUGAUGAAGUGGCUUCCACAGAAUGACUUGCUUGGUCACCCCAAAGCAAAAGCCUUUAUCACUCAUGGUGGGACGCAUGGAAUCUAUGAGGGCAUUUGUCAUGGUGUACCCAUGGUGAUGCUUCCCCUCUUUGGUGACCAGGGUGACAAUGUGCACCGCGUGGCGACUCGAGGGGUAGGAGUGGUGCUCAGCAUCCAUGAUAUCACUGCAGAAACACUGGUCAAUGCUCUCAACACAGUUAUUAAUGACAGCAGCUAUAAGCAAAGAAUGGAGAAGCUGUCGGCCAUACACAAUGACCGUCCCAUGCAGCCACUGGAUCUUGCAAUCUACUGGACAGAGUUUGUUAUGAGACACAAAGGGGCAGACCACCUGAGACCUGCUGCUCAUGACCUGAACUGGCUUCAAUACCACAGUCUAGAUGUGAUUGGCUUCCUGCUUUUUAUUGUGCUGAUUGUAACUCUAGCAACAUUUAAAUGCUGUGCACUUUGCUGGAGACGCUGUUGUAGAAAAUCGCAGAAGAGGAAGGAAGACUGAUCAUAUAGAGAUUUAAAAGUGAUAUUUCUUAUAAAAGCACACAUUUUCCACAUCUACCGUUUCAUUUCAGGUUUUCAGAAGCAACGUUACUUUCCUCACCUGAUAACUGAGCCAGUAAAGUCUUUAAAGCUAAAAAGUCUCUAAAAAGCUGCGGUUUUGUAAAGGGGGAGCACACAUCAAGAUUUUGAAGCAGUUUCACCUGUAAAGUUUCUUUUUUUUUCUUAAGAUAUCAGUUGUACAUGCUUUCCUUUUGAUAUCACUGACUACUGUUCACCUAAAACUGUAGCCACCAGCAUUUUUUUUUUUUUUUAGAUAAUUCAGAGCAACCCACUGUAAGCUAAACAAACUGCAGGUUCUAGCUCUCAUAAUCAACAGGAAUUCUGGAUAAUAAAAUUCUCCUAAUUAACCCUAAUCAGGGUAGAUGGAGUGUUUAAUAUGACACAAAUGAAAGGUUGUGAAAGAGAAAUAUAAGCUUGUCUAAUUUUAAUAACCAAUGUUUAUAAUGUUUUAAUAACCAAGGUCUAAUAGCAGGGUUUUCAGCAUUUUUAUAUGAACUGAAUUGCGUUUUUCCCUGUAACUUCACUCCUAAAUGACCACCAAUCAAUUUUUGUAUAAACAGCAAAUUGUUGUUGUGCACUUGUAGCCAUGAUCUGAAAAAUCAAACUCUCUAAACUUGAAAAAAUAAAAUUCUAAAAUAUGAAUACA
Molecule: messenger RNA, 2934 nt
Organism: Onychostoma macrolepis
Lineage: Eukaryota; Metazoa; Chordata; Actinopteri; Cypriniformes; Cyprinidae
Product: UDP-glucuronosyltransferase-like
Exons: 5
Coding region: 613-2229 (538 amino acids)
Molecular function (GO): UDP-glycosyltransferase activity
Source: RefSeq, a predicted model, not a curated record